Messenger RNA from Zygotorulaspora mrakii, 2538 nucleotides. It is a transcript of the gene SUM1, whose product is annotated as Sum1p. The record is from RefSeq and is a predicted model, not a curated record. NCBI's taxonomy places the organism in Eukaryota, Fungi, Ascomycota, Saccharomycetes, Saccharomycetales, Saccharomycetaceae. The transcript has a single exon. Bases 1 to 2538 code for a protein of 845 amino acids.
AUGGCGAAGAAUUCGGAAGAAGCCAGCAAUGGGGUAGAUAUGAAGAAAGAAGUCAAUGACGUUGACGAAUCACAAAGCAAUGGUGGCUUAUCACUUCCGAUGAUCCAACAGGAAUUGAAUGCCACAUCUGAGAAAUUUCAUGAAUUGGAGGAUUUGCUGCUAUCCAGGGAUACCACAGUGACUGCAACCAUCCAGGAUCUAUUCAACACUGUAAAAACGCUAUCUUACAAUCAAUCGAUUUUAGAGAAUAAGUUAGAUGAUGCGUUGAAGAAUCAAAUUAAUUCAGAUGUGUUGGUGAAUAGUAUAAAUGAAAGGUUGAAUAAGCUCUCCUCCUCAAUGGGGACGAUAACGAAGUCAUUUCAAUCCUCAGAAGCAAGUAAUAAUUUGAGUAGUCUUGCUAGUAUGGUUCCAGUGGAUAAUGGGGGUGAUCAGCUUAUGUCAAGACCUCCUACAGUACGGAGGGGUCCAGGAAGGCCACGAAAAGAGAGCAAUUUGAAUAGGACAAGUGAAUACUCAAACCAUAAUAUUCAACAGGUUAAGGUCAUGUUGCCUACCGGCGGUGUUCAAUUAGCCAAAUCAAAGAGAUAUUUUACAGAUCCUUCAGUCGAUAGCGACUAUAGCGCUUCUGUAAAAGAGGAGCCAAUAUCGCAUGGCAAGCAGGUGCUCUCUUCAACAACUAGCACAAAUAACAGUAACGUAGCUAAUCCAAUUAAAAGGAAAAGGGGCAGACCUCCAAAGAAAAGAACGGUAGAAACUGUAAUCAUAAAUGAGAAUCAUAUCAACGAGGAAGAAGAUGAAGAAGAGAAAGCAACAACUAAUUUAACCAACACAAAUGCUAAUACAGCUUCACUAUCCAAUUCAAACUUACCGCAUAUAAUGAAUGCUGAUGGUAUGCUUCCUGUUGAGGCACCAUCCACAGUCAAUUCUCCGGCUCCAACUACGAGAUCAUCUUCUAGUUCGUCAUUACCUUCGCAUGAAAUCCCAUCUACUGUGGCAACUGUUGAUUCUACUAAUUACCAAGAAAAUCACGAUGCAAAUCAUAUAAAUUCCGAAAAUGGAAUCGUAACAACUCGUAUUAUUACACCUUUAGCCCGUAAAAAAUUGUUGGGAGCAAAUAUUGACAAUGACAACAUUGUCGUUGAAAUAUCUCCAUCAAAUGGAGAUGGUGAUAAUGAAUCCAAUAUAAACCUCAAUAGGCAACAAAGAGAACUAGAAAAAAGGCGUGAUUCACGAGAAAAGAUGUUAGUCAACAUGAAAUACAAUGAUCGUGAAAAGGCAAAAUCGUUCAUGGAAUCAAAUAAAAAAUUACUGAAGGCAAUGAGAGAUGAGGAAAGGAGGAAAAGAAUGACAGCCUUAAUAUACGAUACUAAAUCACCAUACCCCGCAAGAGUGCUCAACCGUUUACCGAACUCGUCCCCGUCAUCAGCCCAACCUGCUAAGCCGACAGAAGUACAGCCACAAGUACCUAAAGUAGAAGAGAAUAAUCAACUGACAAAAAAAAUUGGCAUCUCUUCAAUACUGAAUACAGAGGAAAGCUAUGCUAAAGAAGAAUCUCCAAAUGAAGUUAUAGGUCCCUUAAAGCGUACAAGAACGAAUGAAUUCGAAGAGGAGGAGGAAGAAGAGGAUCUGGAGGACGUAGAUGAAUCACAGUCUGGAAGAUCGAUUAGGAGAAGGAGAUUAUCGAUACAAAUGGCGAGUCCCACUGAUGAAACCGGAUCAAAUAAUGAAAUGAGUGAUGGUGCACUCGGUAAAAAAAAUGAAUCACAUGUAUCACUAUUAUUAGCAUCCCCCAUUGAGUUGCUUUGUCGUGAUGGAUUUUUCUAUCGUAGAAAUAUGCCAAAUGUUCCAAUAACGACGGGAGCGUAUUUAGAGUUCAAGUUUAAACCUAAACAAGAUGAAUUAAUAAACUUGAGAUUGAACCAAAAGGAUUUUUCAGAUAAAACAAAGCAAAAUAGAAUGAACGCUCAUUUUCUGAAGCCGGAAAUUGAAAUGGAAACAGAGCAUGCUUUUAGUAUUUUGAGCAAUACCACUCUUACUGAAAAGUACGUCAACAGCUUGGAAUAUUUUUUAAUGGAAUUUCGUUGGGAGAAUAAAUUGGUCGGCUUAGGUCUAAAAUUGAGAGAAUCAAAGAGAACUUGGCAAAGGCGUAAAGCAUUAUUUGCUUUGUUUGAAUUCUGGAGAGAUCAAUCGAGAGAAAAGAGAAAUUUUGCCGGUUUUACUAUAUUGCAUGCCGUGAAAGAAAUGGAAAACUAUAGAAUAUUCAUCAAUCGUUCAGUUUCGUGGUUCUACAAUCACAUUACAUUGCUGAAAAUGAUCCUUUACGAUUUAUGUGAUAAUGUAGAUACUCAAUGGAGAGAGUGGAUGUUUCACAAAGGUGAAACUAUUCCUGUCCUGGGUAUUAAUGACGUCAAUGAAGAGAAUAUAAAUGAGGCAAUAGACAACGUUCUCACUUUAGAUUUUCUUGAUGACGGUUCAGAGAACAAUCAAGUCAAAUCAUCAAAAGUAAUACCACCUUCGUCGCAUGAGUCAUCUGUAUAA